Molecule: messenger RNA, 419 nt
Organism: Linum tenue
Lineage: Eukaryota; Viridiplantae; Streptophyta; Magnoliopsida; Malpighiales; Linaceae
Source: the annotation of a GenBank genome assembly
AUCAGAAGAAAAAAAGAAAAGAAAAGAAGAAAACAGCUAGUGCUUCGUGGAUGUGGGAGGAGAAGAAUCGACAAUCCCUUCGUUCCCAGCAAGCAUCAAAUACUUGUCCCGCCUCGUCAGCGACGUGCACUCAAAUCCCAACACCCCGCCGAGCUGCCUCUGUAUGUAAUUCGCCACUUCCAAGCUCGACUUCCCGCCGCCGCCGCACGUCAUCGCCGCCGGCAGCUUCUCCAGGAUCCGAACAGAGUAUCUUGGGCGCGGGUUCAUCAGAAAGAAGAUCGGGUCCAAACACUUCAACCCGCUCGCCGUGGUCCCGUAGAACAUGCCGACCGUUGUGUUCACCGCCACGGGGACGAUCUCGUCGCUGAGCUCGGCGAACAGCGAGCUGAAUCGGAGCAGGUACGGCUCCCGGCAAGUGG